This is a messenger RNA of Humulus lupulus (European hop), 888 nucleotides long. Its product is annotated as protein FAR1-RELATED SEQUENCE 5-like. The transcript is spliced from 2 exons. Lineage: Eukaryota; Viridiplantae; Streptophyta; Magnoliopsida; Rosales; Cannabaceae. Bases 1 to 888 code for a protein of 295 amino acids. The record is from RefSeq and is a predicted model, not a curated record.
AUGCUUAAGAUUACACUAAACAAAUAUAUAAAAGCAAUUAGGGAUUCAAAUAUUGACAUCUUAAAUGCUUUUCAUGCAUUGCAAGGAGAUAUAACAGACAUUGAUUUAUCCUCCAAUCCUCAUUGGGAAGAAAUUCUUGGCUCCCUUCAACUAUACAAACCAGUAGCCGAAAUAGAUACUACUGAUAUUAGGGGCAAGGACAUGGAGACUCUAGAUAAAUGGGAGGAUUUCUACAAGACUUACGCAAAGUGGGUUGGAUUUGAUUUUAGGAUUGAUGACACCAAAUACAGGGACGACAUUAUUAGCAUCUGCCGAAUCCUUCGAAUGAAAGAUACAAACCUUUGGCGGUGUAAGGAAUUUGUUGCACCUCAUAAUCAUGAUUUGGUGAUCCCAUCACAAAUGCAUUUCUUGCAUUCAAACUGUGAGGUUCCAGAAGCAAUGGCUUCCCAAGUAAUGAGCAUGAAAAUAUGUGGGAUAAAACCUAGUUUAGCAGUAACACCCAUGGCUUUACAAUCAGGUGGGUACGACAAUCUUUCUUUUCAACUAAGAGAUGUGUACAACAAAGUUUCCACUUUAAGAAAACUAGAUAACCUAUCAAGUGAAUCAGAGGGUGUGUUGUCUUUCUUGGACGACCUAUCAACAAAGGAUCCCAAUAUAUAUGUUGAGUACAAGUUAGAUGAGCAAAAUCGCUUGGCAAAUCUUUUCUGGGUUGAUGGAGUGAGUAGAAGGGAAUACAUGCUAUUUGGUGAGGUCAUUGCAUUCGAAUCAAUGUACAAGAUGAACAAGUAUAAUAAGCCAUUGGCAAUCGUUGUUGGCGUCAAUCAACAUUUUGAGACUUGUGUGUUUGAGUGCGCAUUGAUAGUUGAUGAGACAGAGGACACCUUGUAA